Molecule: messenger RNA, 633 nt
Organism: Caenorhabditis elegans
Lineage: Eukaryota; Metazoa; Nematoda; Chromadorea; Rhabditida; Rhabditidae
Gene: flp-9
Product: KPSFVRF-amide 2
Exons: 3
Coding region: 69-377 (102 amino acids)
Cellular component (GO): extracellular region
Source: RefSeq, marked reviewed
UCCAGAGAAAAACCCAGCAGCAUCGUCUGAAGAAGGGUGAAACAUUUUUUGUUUCAAAGAAGAAAAAAAUGAAUCAAUUUUAUGCACUAUUCCUUGUCGCCUGUAUUGCAGCAAUGGCAAAUGCCUAUGAGGAGCCAGAUUUGGAUGCACUCGCCGAGUUCUGUGGAAAGGAAUCGAAUCGAAAGUACUGUGAUCAAAUUGCACAACUCGCCACUCAGCACGCAAUCGGUAUUAAUCAGGAGCAAGUCCGAAUGGAAAAGCGGAAGCCGUCGUUCGUCCGUUUCGGAAAACGUUCAGGAUACCCGCUGGUAAUUGAUGACGAGGAAAUGCGUAUGGACAAGAGAAAGCCAUCAUUUGUUCGAUUUGGAAGAAAGUAGAUAGAUAUGUCUUGUUGAUUAUUCUGGAAACAUCUUGGAUCUAUUUUUGAUCUCUCUCUCUCUCUCACACACAGCUGCUCACUACGUUUUCUUCUCGAUUGUUCCCAUCUAGAUUUCUGGCCCUCAUACCGUUCAUUCAUUCUUCUCUCCCAUCCCCUUACCCCUCUUCAACUUUUAUGGUAACCUGAGAAUUUGUGAAAAUCAAAAAAAAAUCAAGUUUUCAUGUUGAUAUGUGCAAUAAAAUGUGUUACAUGUG